AUGGCGGCAGGAGAGCUGCCUGCUGCGAGCCCGGACGAGCCCAACCCCUUCUCCUUCCGCGAAUUCGUCCGCAGCAAGGCCCGCAGCGGUGAGGAAGUGGUCGGCGCCUGCCAGGCUGCACCGCCCGGCGCCAGCCUCGGCCCCAGCCUAUUCCCGGAUCCAGUGCCUCCCGGUGAGGCGGAAGACGACGAGGAAGAGGAUGAGUGGAGCGAGAGCUACCAGCCCUUGGCCGUGGAGCAGGCCCAUCUCGCCGCUGUAGGUCCCGCCUCACCCUCUGCCGGCUCCUUCUUCUCUGAGAGCUUGGGGCUGGGGGGCAGCGAGGACCUGACCGUGGCCUUUCUUGGAGCUCCCCCAGGGCCGGGCUUUCACUCCCGGCGGCAGCCCAGCUACGAGGAGCUAAAAGAAGAGAAUGCCAGUUUGAGAAGCAAGAUCAAUAAGCUUCAGAUUUUCUCUGAAACUCAAGCAGACAAAAUGAAGAAGCUGCAAAAAAAACUCGAGGAAAACAAAAUUAAAGAAGAGAAAGAAGCACAGGAUCUGGAAGCAAUGGUGCAGCACGUGGAACAAAAUCUGCAGCUCAUGACUAAACGAGCUGUUAAAGCAGAGAACAGUGCUGCAAAACUGAAACAGGAGAACGCGCUCCUUCAGGUUCAGCUGAAGAACUACAAGACAGAAAAUGAGGCCCUGAGGUUGGGCCAGUCGGCGAGUCUGGCUGCAGUGAAACGAAAUGCAGACCUGGCCCUCCAGAACCUUCUCACAGUGAUAACGAACUCCCAGUCCUCCAUUAAGCAGCUCGUCUCUGGAGCAGAAUCGCUGCAGCUCAUCGCUGAUCUCCUUAAAUCAAUAGACAGAAUUUCUGAAGUGUCAGAGGAUGGACAGUGA
This is a messenger RNA of Indicator indicator, 879 nucleotides long. It is a transcript of the gene ENTR1, whose product is annotated as endosome associated trafficking regulator 1. NCBI's taxonomy places the organism in Eukaryota, Metazoa, Chordata, Aves, Piciformes, Indicatoridae. Gene Ontology annotation, cellular component: recycling endosome; early endosome; centrosome. The record is from RefSeq and is a predicted model, not a curated record. Bases 1 to 879 code for a protein of 292 amino acids. The transcript is spliced from 7 exons. Gene Ontology annotation, biological process: positive regulation of protein localization to cilium; positive regulation of cilium assembly; regulation of cytokinesis.